Ictalurus furcatus (blue catfish) is the source of this 2437-nucleotide messenger RNA. RefSeq lists its product as uncharacterized. The record is from RefSeq and is a predicted model, not a curated record. The transcript has 9 exons. Bases 320 to 2437 code for a protein of 705 amino acids. NCBI's taxonomy places the organism in Eukaryota, Metazoa, Chordata, Actinopteri, Siluriformes, Ictaluridae.
AGUCGUCUGGAUUUGGUUUUCAUUAAAACGCACAUUGGUGCUGCGGGGCGGGAAAUCCGGGCUUUUCCGACCUCGCGCGAGCUUCUCCGAGCGGACGAGACUCGUGCCGAACGUCUCGCCAGUGUGUGUGUGUGUGUGUGUAUGCGCGCGCGCUCUCUUGUACUCCUCUCGAGCGGCUUUUCUCGUCGUGGGAGGCGGAGGAAAAAGAAAGGAUCAAAACGAUUAGAGCAGAGAAAUUACACGGCGCCUCACUUAAUCACGCUCACCGGACACACGCUCUUCAUCAACGCGGAUCUGCUUGGUGCAGUCACGAUCCAACAUGGAGAGCCUGAGAGUCGUGGGCUUCAGCAUGCUGCUCUGUGUGGCUUUCUCUAUAACUCUGAAAGCGAAAGAUGAGACUGUAUUCUUGGGCGAGGAUUAUCAUAUCUUGUUGCCAGCGGGCGGUGCUACGGUGAUCUUCAAGCCCAGGAUCGGUCCAGCACGAGAGCUGGAGAUGAUGAAGAACGGGGAAGUGAUCAACGCGCGGGUCAAACUGAACAAGGCUCUGAGUCACCUGAUUCUGGAGAAUGUUGGAGAAAGUGAUGAGGGAGUGUACAUCAUCAGAUCUGAGCAAAACCCAAAUAACAUCAAGCAGCUCAAUCUCAUCGUCAGAGAUUGCACAGUGGAGGUGAAUGUGAUAUAUGGAAGAGACUUCCAUAUUUCGCUGCUCGGUACGCCUGAAGGUGUGGGCUUUCGUCCCAUCGCCGUUGAGGCCAAUCAGACAUCUCAUCCGGCAUUAGAGCUGCUGACGGCCGAAGGACGCGUCCAUGAGAAUUACGAGGAUCGCCUCAGCAUUACCGAGCAGCGCCUCAUCCUGAAAGCUGUGACUGGGGCUGAUGAAGGCAGCUACACCAUCACUCUAACCGGUGGGAAAGUGGGCAAAAAGAUAUGCCUUAAUGUGAAAGAGGAUCAGAAGUUUGUCACAGUGCCAUACGGAGGCACGUUUAAGCUGAAUCUGCACUUGAACAGUUCGUCUGCCCGUCUGAUCUUCUCACCCGACUUCGGCAGAUCUGACAACCUCAGCUGGGUGAUUAUGGAUAGGGGCGAGCUGAACCUGCUUCCAGAUCACAACCUGGAGGGCCGAUUCUCCAUGGACAACUCGAUGUGUAUUCUGAAGCAAGUGAAGGCCAGUGACACAGGACUGUAUCAGGUCACUGAUCUACAGGGCUUCUCCGUGUCAAAAUUCUACUUGGAGGUGGAACCAUACAGGCUGCCUAAUGUCUUUUUGGUAGUGAUUUCUAUGCUGGCUUUGCUGGUGGUGCUGCUGCUGGUGUGUUUGGUGUCCUGUCUGGUGAAGGUGCGCAAAAGGGCAGCAAAAGCCAAAGCCAUCGAGAAGAUUGCAAAAAAUGCAGGCAAAGAGGAAGGAAAUGCCUUUAGACAGGUAGUGAAGGAAGCUUGCUGCCGUCAAAAUGAUGACGCUCCGGCUCUCUCACAAAAAGAAGAUAUUACAGAGAAAUCCCAGAGCACUGAAAUCAGCAUUAAGGGUCUAGAAGUGUCUGCUAAGGACACAAGUAUCCAUGAAAAGAACCUGGAGACCAGCGACUCAGGAGUAGGCUUCACCACUGCAGGCCUUCCACUGGACAGUGAUACUGAGGCACCAACAGUACCCAUUACAGAAGCCGAUUUCCUGAGCUCCUCUGUUGCUUCUGAUGCCAAACCUAUUGCCAAACAAGAGUCCAAACUAACUGCGUCUUCACCUCCCAAACCAGCACCAACCCCUGAGGCGAAGCCAGCAUCCGAGACACCAGUUUCAGCAGCAUUGAAACCAGCACCGUCUCCUGAACCCAAACUCUCUGUAACACCAACACAAGAAACAAAAACGACCAUCUCGCCCACUCCUGAGUCGAAACCAAGCUUGAGUCCGUCUCCAGACCCAAAGCCUGCAGUGACACCCGAGUUGAAACCAGCGGUUAGCCCUUCUCCUAAAGCCACACCAACCCUAGAAGUCAAACCAACUCCCACUUCUGAAGUCAAACCACCCCCAAGUCCUGAACCUCCAAAAGCGGUGACACCAACACCUGACUCAAAACUAGCCGCCACCCCAACUAAAAUGGCAGUCUCUCCAGCUUCUGAUCUCACACCAACCAAACCUGAUGCCACACCAUCUGCUGUGAGUCCUUCAUCAGCAGCUACUAUUGCAACUCCUGACACCAAGCCUGCCCUCUCCCCAACUCCUGAUGCAAAACCAACCACUAAUGGUACCCUUGAGUCCACCCCAGAUAUAGGAUCUUCUGAGUCUAGUGCUAUCCCUGCAAAAACCCCAGAGACUGAAAAAAGCUCCGUAAAGGUUCCCGAGGUCAUCUCGACCGGGGCUCCAGCUCCAGAGGCCAAGCAAGACUCGGCCUCCGCCAGCGAUGGUGCUCCUGCCUCAGGAGUGGAGGAAACUUCCACCACCUGA